Molecule: messenger RNA, 2535 nt
Organism: Humulus lupulus (European hop)
Lineage: Eukaryota; Viridiplantae; Streptophyta; Magnoliopsida; Rosales; Cannabaceae
Product: subtilisin-like protease SBT5.4
Exons: 11
Coding region: 83-2410 (775 amino acids)
Biological process (GO): proteolysis
Molecular function (GO): serine-type endopeptidase activity
Source: RefSeq, a predicted model, not a curated record
UACUUUAGUUUGUGCAUAUAUAGAGAGGGAAAUCACAGCCAUUCUCUCCAAUUCAAUCUCUUUAUCUCAAAGAUAAUAAACAAUGGCACCACAUUGUAGUGCUGCAAUUUCUUCUUCUAUGCUUUCCAUUAUUAUUCUUAUUUCCAUUUUGGUCCAAUCACCAGCCCAAGCCACUGAUAAAAAGCCUUAUAUUGUGUACAUGGGAACACAUUCUCAUGGUCGGAACCCUUCCUCAGCUGAUCUUGAAAUGGCCACAACUUCUCAUUACAAUUUUCUUGGAUCAUACUUGGGAAGUGAGAAAGCGAAAGAUGCCAUCUUUUAUUCCUAUAAUAAACAUAUUAAUGGCUUUGCUGCACUUCUUAAUGAGGCAGAAGUUGCAGAGAUUCAAAAGCAUCCAAAUGUAAUAUCAGUUUUUUUGAGCAAAGGAGGGAAAUUGCACACAACUCAUUCAUGGGAAUUUCUUGGAUUGGAAAGAAAAGGUGGUGUUGUUCCUUCUCAAUCUAUUUGGACGAAAGCAAGCUUUGGUGAAGAUAUCAUUAUUGGAAACCUGGACACUGGUGUUUGGUCUGAAUCCAAGAGUUUUGCUGAAUACGAAGGAAUUGGACCUAUUCCAUCAAGGUGGCGUGGAAGUUGUCAACCAGUUAUUAACGAUACAUUCAAGUGUAAUAGGAAGCUAAUAGGCGCUAAGUACUUCAACAAAGGCUACUUUGCGUAUCUAAAGACUCUCAACGCUUCUUCCACUCCAUCCUCUGUACACAAGGCAAACUUUUUCACCAGUCGAGAUGUUCGAGGCCAUGGGACUCAUACUCUUUCCACAGCAGGAGGUAGCUUUGUCAUUGGAGCAAAUAUGUUUGGCAAUGGGAAUGGCACGGCAAAGGGUGGAUCUCCCAAAGCCCGUGUGGCCGCUUACAAGAUCGGUGGUUGGCUUCCAGCUAAUGAUGGUCGUGAUUAUGUUGAUGCCGAUGUUAUGGCUGGCUUUGAUGCUGCAAUUAGUGAUGGUGUCGACAUACUUUCAGUCUCUAUCGGUCCUGAUGAACCAACAGAAUACUUUCAAGACGCGGUUUCCAUAGGGAGUUUCCAUGCUGUUAUGAAUAACAUUGUUGUGGUUGCUUCAGCUGGCAAUGAUGGACCUGAUCCAGGGACUGUAACUGAUUCGUCACCAUGGAUGGUAACCGUAGCAGCAAGCACACUCGACCGUGAGUUCAAUAGUUAUGUAUCUCUAGGCAACAAAAAGCACCUUAAGGGAGCAAGUCUUUCUUCAAGUGGCUUGCCAUCUCAGAAGUUUUAUCCAUUGACCUAUGGUGGAUAUUGCAAGCCUAAAAGCCUUGAUCCAAAGCAGAUUAAGGGGACAAUUUUGGUUUGUGUUGUUGGGGAUGAGACUUCGACACUCGAAAAGGGCAACCAAGCUUCUCUUGCGGGUGCCGUUGGAAUGAUUCUGGUGAAUUUAGCUGAGGAUGAAAUCUUUCCCGAGGCUCAUGUGCUACCUGCUUCUCAUCUCAAUGUCACAGAAAGCAAUCUCAUAUUUGAAUAUUUCAACACUACUAAGACUCCCAUGGCUUACAUAACUCAACCAAAGACUGAAGUAGGAGUAAAGCCAGCCCCAGCUAUGGCUUUUUUCUCAUCAAGAGGACCUGAUGUCAUUCAGCCAGCUUUACUCAAUCCGGAUAUCACAGCACCAGGAGAUAAUAUCAUUGCUGCAUACAGUGAAUCUGUUGCACCAACUAUGGAAGCAUUUGAUAGGCGUCGGGUCCAAUUCAAGGCAGACUCAGGAACUUCAAUGUCAUGCCCUCAUGUUUCUGGGAUUAUUGGCCUUCUCAAAGUCCUUCAUCCAGAUUGGAGUCCGGCUGCACUUCAUUCAGCUAUAACGACUACAGCAAGAGUUCAAGAUAACAACAAUGAGCCAAUGUUGGACUAUAACAUGAAAAAAGCAACACCAUUUGAAUAUGGUUCAGGCCACAUCCAACCAAACCGAGCUAUGGACCCUGGACUUGUCUAUGACAGAACUAUUGAUGAUUAUUUGAACUUUUUAUGUGCUCAUGGCUACAACGAAACAUUGGUUAAACUUUUCUAUAACAAACCAUAUAAAUGUUCCAAAUCGUUCACUCUUGCCAACUUCAACUACCCUUCCAUUACAAUUACUGAUUUAAGUUCACAAUCAGUGACAAUCACUAGAAAAGUUAAGACUGUUGGCCCACCAGGUACCUACAAAGCAUAUGUGAGAGCCCCAGUUGGAGUUCUUGUAUAUGUUAAGCCCACAAGCUUAAAAUUUAGCAAAGUUGGUGAAGAAAAGAAAUUUGAGAUUAUUUUGAAGCCAAAAGUUGUUGGGAAGCCCAAAGACUAUGUGUUUGGACAAUUGAAAUGGUCUGAUGGAAAACGCAAUGUUAGGAGUCCCAUAGUAGUCAAAUACUAGAAGACAUGAGAAAUACAGUAGCAUGGCAGAAGAGUAUGUACAAUAUAUAUAUAUAUAUAUAUAUUCAAGGCCUUCAUCCAAAAAGUACAUGUAUUUUCUGUCAUAAUAUAAUUGUGGGUUUAUAU